Messenger RNA from Colletotrichum spaethianum, 1440 nucleotides. RefSeq names its product carboxypeptidase B. Gene Ontology annotation, biological process: proteolysis. Lineage: Eukaryota; Fungi; Ascomycota; Sordariomycetes; Glomerellales; Glomerellaceae. The coding region runs from base 1 to 1440 and encodes 479 amino acids. The record is from RefSeq and is a predicted model, not a curated record. The transcript has 2 exons. Gene Ontology annotation, molecular function: metallocarboxypeptidase activity; zinc ion binding.
AUGAAGUACUCCCUCAUUGCGUCUCUGAUCCUUCAGAGCACUGUGGUGCUCGCCGAGCUCCUGCCCGUUUAUCUGCAGGGGCCGACGCCUUCGCACUUCAGGGACAUUGUCCGCAAUGACACAUACGACUUUGGCUGCAGGGCUGUCGCCAAGCCCAGCGAGGACGGCAGCCACUACAAGCUGCAUGCGUGGCUCACCGAGGAGCAGAUCGAGUAUCUAUCCAAGGAAUACGACCUGACGCCCGAGGUCUCUAUCCACAGGAGGGACCUGGACAGGCGAGCCACGGCCCCCAUCGGAACCGGCGACCGCUUCGCCGCGGGCACCAUCUCCCCCGUCGGUCUCGGGACGCAGGCUUCCGGCAAGACCAUUGCCAGCAUCAUGAACGUCGCCGAGAUCAAGUCGGCCGCCGACGCCCUCGUCAAGAACUACGGCAUCGGUUCGCUUACCCUGCCCUCCAAGACAUUCAACGGCGCCACCCAGUACGCCUACUUCACUGGCGCCGGCUCCGACAAGUCAAAGUACCACCUGUACUUCAGUGCCGGCGUGCACGCCCGCGAGCGCGGCGGCCCCGACAACAUCAUCUACUGGGUCUCUGACCUGCUCGCGGCCAACAAGUCCGGCAGCGGCCUCACCUACGGCAAGAAGACAUACACCAACGCCCAGGUCAAGAGUGUCCUUGCCGCCGGCAUCGUUUUCUUCCCCCUGGUGAACGCCGACGGUGUCGCCUACGACCAGUCGUCCGGCUCGCUCUGGCGCAAGAACCGCAACACAAAGUCCGGCUCCAGCGGCGGCUCCGUCGGCGUCGACAUCAACCGCAACUUUGACUUCCUCUGGAACUUCAAAAAGUACUUUGACCCGUCCGAGGCGCCCGCCUCCACCUCGCCCAGCUCCGAGGUCUUUGCCGGCACAGCCGCCGCCUCGGAGCCCGAGACCAAGAACCUCGUCUCCGUCUACGACUCGUUCCCCAACAUCCGCUGGUUCAUGGACAUCCACUCUGCCGUCGGCGACCUCCUCUACAGCUGGGGCGACGAUGACGACCAGACCACCACCUCCGCCAUGAACUUUCUCAACCCGGCCUACGACGGCAAGCGCGGCCCCGUCGGCGACUCGGCGUACAAGGAGUACAUCCCGGCCACCGACCUCACCAACAUCCGCUCCGUCGCCACCGCCACCAUCAACGCCAUGAAGGCCGUUGGCGGCCGCGCCUACACGUCCAUGCAAGCUGUCGGUCUCUACCCCACGUCCGGCGCCAGCGACGACUACUCCUUCUCCCGCUUCUGGGCCAAGCCCGGUGUCAACAAGGUCUACGGAUACACCUUGGAGUUUGGUCCCUCGGGUAACUUCUACCCGACUUCGGCCGAGUUCAACACCAACAUUCUCGACACGAAUGCGGGAUUCAUGGACUGGGCAUUGGCUGCGAUCAGCGUUGGUUUGGUUUGA